Myripristis murdjan (pinecone soldierfish) is the source of this 1208-nucleotide messenger RNA. It is a transcript of the gene tnfaip8l2b, whose product is annotated as tumor necrosis factor, alpha-induced protein 8-like 2b. The transcript is spliced from 3 exons. NCBI's taxonomy places the organism in Eukaryota, Metazoa, Chordata, Actinopteri, Holocentriformes, Holocentridae. Gene Ontology annotation, biological process: regulation of apoptotic process. Bases 452 to 1012 code for a protein of 186 amino acids. The record is from RefSeq and is a predicted model, not a curated record. Gene Ontology annotation, cellular component: cytoplasm.
AGAACAAGAGAGAAAUAUAGAGGGUUUUUUGAAGAGUUUGAAUUUGAAUUUCAGAGGGAAACACAGAACCAGCUAGACAGACAGACAGACAGAGAGAGAGAGAGAGAGAGGGAGAGAGAGAGAGAGAGAGAAACACACUGAGGGGUGUGUCAUAGCAAUUUAGUUCCUCAAGGAAGUACAAGUCAACAUUAUCUUGAGACAGGGUGGUGAGCGCUGAUAGAAGCGCCGCAGGAGGGCUGUGUUGUUUUGUUCUUGUUUUUUUUUUUUUUCCUUUUUUGCGGUUUUGGUUUUCUUCAUGGUAAAAAAUGAAGGGAUCUCGUUAAAGCGACCGGGCUGUGCUGUCAACCUGAGACACGGUGCAGAGGGAGAGAGAGAGACAGAGAUCUGACACACAAGGAGAGAGGAGGGAGGGGGACUCGGCGCACACACACACACACACACACAGGAAACCAUGGAGGCCUUCAGCUCCAAGGACAUGGCUAUGAAGGCCCAGAAGAAGAUCUUCAGCAGCAUGGCCAACAAAUCCUCUGUCCAGAUGUUCAUCGACGACACCACCAGUGAGAUCCUGGACGAACUGUACCGCGUCUCCAAAGAGUACUCGGGCAAUCGAACGGAGGCCCAGAAAGUUAUCAAAGACCUGAUAAAGAUAGCGGUGAAGAUCGGCGUGCUGUUCAGGCACAACCGCUUCACCACAGAGGAGCUGGGCCUGGCCCAGGACUUUAAGAAGAAGCUGCACCAAGGAGCCAUGACGGCGAUCAGCUUCCAUGAGGUGGAGUUUACCUUUGACAAGGCUGUGAUGUCUGAGCUGCUGACCAGCUGCAGGGAUCUGCUGCUGAAGCUGGUCAACACCCACCUCACCCCUAAAUCCCACGGGCGCAUCAACCACGUCUUCAACCAUUACUCUGACCCCGAGCUCCUGACCAAACUGUACGACCCCGACGGACCCUUCCGGCCCAACCUCACCAAGAUCUGCACUGGACUCAACAAACUGCUGGAGGACGGGACAAUAUGAGUGUGACAAAUGCAGUGAAACGCCCCUGAGACACUGGGAGAUCUACAGGCAGAAGUCUGACUAACUUAGGACUCAGGACUGAUGGACAAAAUUGGGCUUAUUGCUGCUGAGAACUGGCGACAUAUGAGAAUUGAAUUGUGAACUCGGUGCAACACUGGUGCCCCAUCGUUCUGAAAGAGCAACUCAAAAAGUGGGG